GGAGGGGCUCCAUACCAACAUAAAGGAUAGCGGGUGCUGGGAAGAGAUUCGGUACAUAACAUCCCUUCUACAUCUGUGAAAAUGCCGUUGGAAUUGUAUCUUGAUCUGCACUCUCAGCCAUGUCGCUCUGUGUUCAUUUUUGCAAAGAAAACAAACAUUCCGUUUGAUUUCAAGUUUGUUAAUCUGGCUACAGGCCAGCAGUAUGGGGAAGACUUUGGUAAGAUCAGUGUGGUGAGAAAGGUUCCGGUCAUGAGAGAUGGAGACUUCAUUCUUACAGAGAGUGUUGCCAUCCUAAAGUACCUGGCUGAAAAAUUUGGCACCUCAGAUUCAGACCACUGGUACCCAGCAGACCUGCAAAAGCGAGCCCGGGUCAACGAGUACCUGUCUUGGCAACACGCAGCCAUGCGAGCCCAUGGCUCAAAGGUGUUCUGGUUCAGGGCAAUAGUUCCCAUCAUAACUGGUUCAGACGUCCCUAAGGAGAAAAUGGACUCUGCUAUGGAGGACCUGAUACUGUCUCUGAAGGUGUUUGAGGAGAAGUUCCUGGAUGACAGACCCUUCAUCAUUGGGGAAAAGAUCUCACUAGCAGACCUGGUGGCAAUAGUAGAGAUCAUGCAGCCGGUUGGCACUGGUCUGGAUUUGUUUGAGAACAGGCCCACUCUCGGUGCCUGGAGAGACAGGGUAAAAAUGGAGCUUGGCGAGGCUCUCUUUGACGAAGCUCACAAGACCAUCAUGGAUGUGGCCAGCCUGCCUCAAACCUUUGAAAACAAUGGAAUGCUGGAAUUUCUCAAGCCAAAGAUACAGAAGAUGUUCAACUAACUCAUGAUGAGAACAUUUUGACCACCAAGUAUUGUGUGACAAUGCUUUUCAUUUUUGUCUUAAUUUUUGUAUGUCUUUGCACAUUUUAUUAGCAACCUGAACCCAAGUUUAGACGUAACAUAGUAAACGCACAUCCGAUACUCCAAUUAGUAUGAUAUGUUAUAUUUCGUAUUGUAUGUAUUAAUUUGUGGAACUCCAUCAACCAUUUUGUGUGAUAUGUUACAAAUUACAAUUCAUAUGAUAUGUUACAGAUUGCAAUUCAUACAAUAUGUUACGUUAGCUAGGUGGCUAAAGUUAACUAGGCUAGGGGUUAGGGGUUAAGAGAAGGGUUAGCUAACAUGCUAAGUAGUUGCAAAGUAGCUAAAAAGUAGUAAGUUGUUGCUAAUUAUCUAAAAUGCUAAAGUUGUCCGUGAUGAGAUUCAGAACACACAACCUUUGGGUUGCUAGACGUUCCCGUUAUAUGCCCAUCCAGCCACCCUGACUAACCACCCUACUUUUUGCCUUAAGUAACCAUCUGUCUUAUGUUACCAUACCAAAUAUAACAUAUCAUACUAAUUUGAGAGUCCCGGAUUUACAUUUACUAUGUUACGUCUAGUCUAUGAGACCAAGCUGUUAUUAGAAUAAACACUUACUUUCUUGAUAAUAAAUCAAAUAAAAUCUAAA
This is a messenger RNA of Oncorhynchus kisutch (coho salmon), 1479 nucleotides long. RefSeq names its product glutathione S-transferase theta 1a (gene gstt1a). Gene Ontology annotation, biological process: glutathione metabolic process. The record is from RefSeq and is a predicted model, not a curated record. Gene Ontology annotation, cellular component: cytoplasm. Gene Ontology annotation, molecular function: glutathione transferase activity. Lineage: Eukaryota; Metazoa; Chordata; Actinopteri; Salmoniformes; Salmonidae. The transcript is spliced from 5 exons. Bases 82 to 816 code for a protein of 244 amino acids.